AUGGGCCCAGGAUCUCGUAUCAUGUUGUCUCCUGCAAGUAGCGAAGGUGAUGGUCAAGAUGAGAUGACGAGGUUAAGACAUGCAUUGCAACAUGCGAGGCAUAGCCCAAGAAAGGUACUGCUUCGUGAGAUUCUCCGAUUACCUUCAACUGGCUCGAUAUUGCGACGUAGUGAAUCCAUGGAACGGCGAAGGCGUAGCUUGAGCCUCUCUUCUCCAGAAAGGCCUAUUACCGCAUCAGGAUCGGGAACAAUACCAGUUACUGCUGAAAUUGAUGCGAAAAGGUUUCGUCUGAGAGCAUGGCUGGUGAAUACAAUUUUGGAACCUCUUAAUCAGCGCAUCAAGGAGACAAAUGCGAAACUAGAAAAGGAACAUGCAAGCCCUCCAAUCAAGAUAGGUUUCUCUUCUGUGGAUGCACUUCAAGCUGCUAUGGUUAAUCGGCCUGAACUACUUGAUACCAUGCUCCCAUACAUACUACCUUUCCUUCAUGUUCAUAGUAAUCAGAGCUAUUUGGUUAGUCGUAUCUCAGAACUUGCUGCCGACAAGUUUAUGAUGGACUAUUGUUGGAACGGUGGUGGCAAAGAGCCAGUGCAAGAAAAAACACGUCGACCUUGGGGUGAACAUUUGCCUACAGACGCAGUAUUGGUCUUCUCACUUUUCUCUGCUUACAUGGACAGCCAAUUGACGUCAAACCCACUAGGAAACUCUUUGGAUCAGUUACUUAUAAUGAUUCUUCUACGAGCUCCUCAAAGGCCGAACGCUGUACAUUUGGCUGCUGAGAGUUUCUAUCUUCAUAUGAGUAACUCCUCUCCUCCUCAUUUCGAUUUUGUUUUCAAUGACACCGACGGAUCGCCAUCGCGUGCUGCCAUUCCACGAGGAGCGAGAAAUUUGUUUUCUGCGAUCUUAUCCUUCAUUAACCAUGUCAAUAACGGUGGACGGCUUGAUCGGAUGAGCAUUGGCCCUACAGGUCUAAACAUUGCGUGUGUUUUGGAGUGA
Messenger RNA from Haemonchus placei, 993 nucleotides. Lineage: Eukaryota; Metazoa; Nematoda; Chromadorea; Rhabditida; Trichostrongylidae. The record is from the annotation of a GenBank genome assembly.